UAAUUAAAUUUUCAAUUUAAAAAAUAAACAUACAAAACACAAGCAUAUUAAAAAAAAAAAUCAAGAAGAGGAUCUUGAUUCAUUUAUAUUACUAUCGUGAUCGUACUUCAUAGAAUGCAAUUCUCUCUCUCUCGCUCGGCAUAAAAUGCCGAACACAAACAAGGUUGAAAGCUUAUGCUUCCUUUCCUUUUUGAUGUGUUUAAAUCCAUAAAGUCGCUAGUUUAAGUAACAUUUUGGUUCACCUCAAGGAAGUAUAGUUUUUAUUAUUUUGAGAAUCGCUGAAAAAAAGAAAAAAAAAAAAAAGAAAAUAAAAAACAGAGAGGGAAGAUCAGAGGCUCCAUGGGAGAAGCAGCAGAAAGCAUGGAAAAGGGUUUGUUAAACAAAGGAGGAGAUGAUUUUGUUUGUAAAACAAAGUGGUUUGUGUUUGUUGAAGAAGUUCAGAGGUUGGGAUACAUAGCAGGACCUAUGGUGGCUGUGAAUUUGUCUCACUACUUUUUACAAAUAAUUUCUCUUAUGAUGGUGGGUCAUUUGGGUAGCCUUUUUCUGUCUAGCACAUCUAUUUCAGUCUCUUUCUGUGCUGUUUCUGGUUUUAGUCUUCUAUUUGGAAUGGCAAGUGCAUUGGAAACUAUAUCUGGACAAGCAUAUGGAGCUCAGCAAUAUAAAAAACUAGGAAUUCAAAUGAACACUGCAAUUUUCUCACUAACCUUAGUGUGUUUUCCUCUGUCUCUCAUGUGGUUCUACAUAGAAAAUAUACUCAUAUUCAUGGGCCAAGACCCUCUAAUUUCACAAGAAGCUGGUAAAUUCACAAUGUGGCUCAUCCCUGCUCUAUUUGCCUAUGCAACUCUUCAGCCACUUGUUAAGUAUUUUCAGACUCAGAGUUUGAUUGUUCCUUUGCUUGUUACCUCAUGUUGCUCUAUUUUUUCCCAUAUACCUCUCUGUUGGGUUCUAGUAUUCAAGUCUGGAUUAGGACAUGUUGGAGCAGCUUUAUCCAUUGGAAUCUCAUAUUGGUUGAAUGUUAUAUUACUUGCAUUAUACAUGAGAUUUAGCCCUGCUUGUGCAACCACGCGGGUUCCAAUUUCUUUGGAGAUCUUUCAAGGAAUAGGAGAGUUCUUGAGCUUCGCUAUUCCUUCAGCUGUAAUGAUUUGCCUUGAAUGGUGGUCAUUCGAGCUGCUCACUUUGCUGUCUGGUUUUCUGCCAAAUCCGGAGCUUGAAACUUCAGUUCUAUCUGUAUGUUUGUCAAUCAUCACAUCACUCUACACAAUACCAGAAGGACUUGGUGCAGCUGGAAGCACUCGAGUUUCUAACGAACUAGGAGCUGGAAACCCACAAGGGGCACGAAUAGCUGUAACUGCUGUGAUGUUUCUAACAGUUUCAGAAGCAAUUUUGGUAAGCUCAGCUCUGUUUGCAGGGAGACAUGUUUUUGGUUACAUUUUCAGCAAUGAGAAAGAUGUUGUGGAUUAUGUCACUACCUUGGCUCCUCUAGUUUCUCUGUCUGUCAUAUUUGACAGCUUACAUGGGGUCCUUUCAGGUAUUGCUAGGGGAUGUGGAUGGCAGGACUGGGGAGCAUAUGUCAAUCUUGGUGCCUACUAUCUUUUUGGAAUUCCAAUUGCUGCUAUUUUGGGUUUCUGGUUUGAUUUGAGAGGAAAGGGUCUAUGGAUUGGACUCCAAGCUGGUUCUUUCUUGCAAGCUUUUAUGCUGUGUGUCAUAACCAGUUGUACAAACUGGGAGAAGAAGGCGAAAAUGGCCAGGGAGAGGAUAUUUGAGGGAAGAACUUCAAUAGAUAAUUUAUUGGUUUCUUAGAGAACAAUUUAAAGAUAUGCUAUAUAAGUUUCUUCCACCACACUCUGGAAGUAAUAUUGCCUACAAAGACCAGCAGCUUUACCAAAAUCAAGCAGAUUUUUUGUUCAAGAGUAUCAUAGGAACAUGUAAAUUUGAGGAAAAAACUUCAAUACAUCAUAUAUAUAUAUAUAUAUUGUUCUCUCUUACAUAGGAUAUGGGCCCUAUAAGAACUCACAAGGAUGAUGGUGCACAUCCUUAUAAGGUCCAGAUCCUAUAUAAAAGAGAGUUGCAUACGACCGCAGUACUAAGAAUCUCUCAAAUUUGCAACCAAAAAUGCUUACCAUUUUUUUGACAUUUUGCUCUAGAUUUAUUUUGACAAAAUGGCAAAUUUCCCUUAUUUUGAAAAGUGUAUUUCAGCAGAUGAUUAACCAC
This is a messenger RNA of Ziziphus jujuba (common jujube), 2211 nucleotides long. Its product is annotated as protein DETOXIFICATION 14-like. Gene Ontology annotation, cellular component: membrane. The transcript is spliced from 7 exons. NCBI's taxonomy places the organism in Eukaryota, Viridiplantae, Streptophyta, Magnoliopsida, Rosales, Rhamnaceae. Gene Ontology annotation, molecular function: xenobiotic transmembrane transporter activity; antiporter activity. Gene Ontology annotation, biological process: xenobiotic detoxification by transmembrane export across the plasma membrane. Bases 340 to 1800 code for a protein of 486 amino acids. The record is from RefSeq and is a predicted model, not a curated record.